CAAAAUAUUUAACAAGGCCUUCUAUACACGUAAAAUGAUUGAUAAUCUAUAGAGCUUACGUUCAUUAUUAUCUUGUGUAUGAACGGAGUCAAAAGUAGUUAACAGAUAGCGUGUGUGACUAACGUUCUUAUGAAUUAACUUAAUUUACUUGUAAUCAACUAAAAUUUUAUUUUAACAUUCCAAUAUGGAAGUCGUAAAAAAUUUUGCGUUACUGUUUUUGAGUCCAAAAUGCUAUGACAAUUAUUUUGUGGAACUUGAUUUUAUGAAUGGACCAUGCUUUAAAGCCUCACUAAGUAAACUAUUGGGUUUGACAAUCAUUGCUGGUUCGUUACUGGUGAAAAUACCGCAAGUACAUAAAAUAUGGCAUAAGAGAUCUGGUGAAGGUAUCAAUCUGGUUAGUGUACUCUUUGAUCUACUGGCAGUUACAUUUCAGAUGUCUUACAGUUAUAUGAAUGGCUAUCCGUUUAGUGCUUGGGGUGAUAAUACAUUUCUAGCGCUACAAACCGUCACAAUAGGAGCUCUAGUAUUAUUUUAUAAUGGUGCCAAAGUUAAAGCUUUCUUUUUCUGUUUGAUUUACGCGAGUGUCGUAUAUAUAUUGAAUUCUGGUCUAACACCUAUGCAUGUACUCAUUGCUGUACAAAGCUUUAAUAUUCCAAUAGUAUUGAUAGCCAAAACCACACAGGCAUUGACCAAUUACAGGAAUGGCUCAACAGGACAAUUAUCUGCUAUAACAGUUUUUAUGCUUUUUGCUGGUACUGUUGCACGGAUAUUUACUUCCAUACAAGAGACUGGUGAUAAAAUGAUAAUAAUGACAUAUUGUGUUUCUACUUUGGCCAAUGGUGUUAUAUUAGCACAAGUAUUAUAUUAUUGGAACAGCAGUACUAAAACGAAAAAGUCCAAAAAACAAGACUAAAUAAAAUAAUCAAUUAAAAUUUAUAGUUUUAGAGCUUAAUAAUACUAUAUUCCAUUUGAAAUUCAAGUUUCUGAAAUAUAAUAAGGAUAUUCAAACCAAAUUCGUUUUACUAGUA
Messenger RNA from Teleopsis dalmanni, 1028 nucleotides. RefSeq names its product mannose-P-dolichol utilization defect 1 protein homolog. The record is from RefSeq and is a predicted model, not a curated record. The coding region runs from base 185 to 913 and encodes 242 amino acids. The transcript is spliced from 2 exons. Gene Ontology annotation, biological process: oligosaccharide biosynthetic process. Lineage: Eukaryota; Metazoa; Arthropoda; Insecta; Diptera; Diopsidae.